GUCACCAGGGUGUGUCAGGGUUCCAUAAGCGACCCCGCAUACCGCUGGCAACCCCCACCCGGAGUCCUUGUGCCGACAGACCGGCACCGGAGCGCGGGUUAGCUGCGGGUGCCCAUCCGCACACCUCAGGCCUCGCCCUGCGCUUCAGAAGGAAACGAGUCGACCGACCUAGUUAAUACAGGAAAACCAGCAUAUUAACCUCACCAUGAUCACCGGUCUCCACCACGUGAACAUCAUCGUGCCGCCCGGCACUUUGCCGGCCGCGCAAGAGUUCUACGGCUCGACGCUGGGCCUCGCGGCGCGCCCCGUGCCCGCCGCCCAGCGCGACAGCCUGGCCUGGUUCGACAUCGCCGCCUCGGGCCAGCAGCUGCACGUCGCCUUUGGCCGCCCCGACGACGACUUCACGCCCGCUGCACGCGCCGCCCGCAACCACCCCUGCUUCCGCGUCGAGAGCCCAGAGCUGCUUGCCCAGCUCCAGCAGCGCGUCUGGGACCAUUUUAGUAAAGGCGGCGAGGCCGCGCCGUCGGAGUGUGAUCGCCCGGGGGGUGAGAGUUCGGGUUCCAAGGGCGUCGAGUACCCGACCAGGUUCUUUGCCCGAGACUUUGCGGGCAACAGGCUGGAGUUUAGUCUGUAAUAGCUUGGGAAAGCUGGAGCAAGAUGGACUGGGCUGCCCGCGUUCGUUUCUUGGUCAUGCUGUAACAGUCUCACAG
This is a messenger RNA of Lasiosphaeria miniovina, 710 nucleotides long. RefSeq lists its product as uncharacterized. Bases 206 to 634 code for a protein of 142 amino acids. The record is from RefSeq and is a predicted model, not a curated record. NCBI's taxonomy places the organism in Eukaryota, Fungi, Ascomycota, Sordariomycetes, Sordariales, Lasiosphaeriaceae. The transcript is spliced from 3 exons.